This is a messenger RNA of Astyanax mexicanus (Mexican tetra), 1581 nucleotides long. Its product is annotated as actin-associated protein FAM107A. The coding region runs from base 288 to 860 and encodes 190 amino acids. NCBI's taxonomy places the organism in Eukaryota, Metazoa, Chordata, Actinopteri, Characiformes, Acestrorhamphidae. Gene Ontology annotation, cellular component: synapse; neuron projection; stress fiber. Gene Ontology annotation, biological process: regulation of actin cytoskeleton organization; actin filament bundle assembly; actin filament polymerization. The record is from RefSeq and is a predicted model, not a curated record. The transcript has 5 exons.
UUCCCUCUCUCUCUCUUCCUAUUCACUCUUACACCCUCCCUCUCUCUCGAUCUCUCUCUCUCUCCUUCUUCCCUUUUCCCAUUGAGUAAUAUCGUAGUCUCUGGUUGAGUGUGUAUUCCUGGCCUGGGUUGUUUGGAGGGUGUGUGUCUGUGUUUUGAAUGUGCACUGAGGUUGGUGGCUUGAAUCCACACUUUUUGGCCUCCUCUGUUCAUCACCGCUCCAGCAGAAGAGAACUGCUAAACACCCUGGACCUAAUUUAGAGGAGUGACCAGCGAGAGGACAAUGCCAUGGGCAACAUGGGGGUGACCCAUGGAAAGAAAGCCAGUCAUAGUGAGCAGAAUCUGAGCUCAGGAUGUGCACAACCCCUGAUUGGACCAGACUCAGGCUGUGAUCUGGGCUCUGGGCUUUGUUCUGAUCAGAGAUGGGACAGAGACGAAGAACUGGACCAGAACCAACCGCUGGUGGAGCAUGUAGAUGAGGGCUAUUAUGAAGAGCUCAUUAGGCCCAAAAAAUUGCCCAAUCCCGUGAAGGCCUCCAGAAGCCAUCGAGAGCUCCACCGAGAACUGCUCAUCACUCAUAAGAGAGGAGCAGUGGUGGAGGAGAAGCCGGAGCUGCAGAGAGUCCUGGAGCAGAGGAAUCGAGCCCUGGCUCUAAGGCAGGAGCGUGAGGAACAGGAGGAAAGGAAGAAGCAGAGAUCUCCUCUGGAGCAGGAGCUGCUGAGGAGACAGCAGAGGCUAGAGAGGCUGGAAAAAGAGAUGGAAGAGGAGAGAGAGCGGCGGAAACGAGCUCCUGAAUUCAUCAGGGUGAAGGAGAGUCUGAAGAGGACAGCGGUGGCAAACGCUGUGGAGAAAGAGCUGUAGGCCCUUUUCUCACCGUAUUACUGUAAACAUGACGUAGCCGUGUUUACACUGUGAGUGGUGGGGAAGAUGCAGUUGGCAUGGGCAGUCUGUAUUAUUUACCUAAUUAAUACUGGAUGUGACUGGAGGAAACCGCAAAGUUGAUUCAUUGUGAAAAGCUGGCACUUCAAUUGCACGGUCUGUUUUGGUAUGUUGGAUAGACUUUAAUAGACAUACUAUUUAGGCAUGGAUCUUGAUGCGGAACUUAGGCAGCUGAAGACUGUGUUGUUAUUGCACUUUAAAACUCCUUAAAAGAGGUUUAAAAAUGUGAAAAAGAUGCAUAUAGAUAAAUAUAUCUGGUAGCAACUUAUUCUCACACUGAUUUCUGAGCCUAGAAUAACUGAACAGAUGGAACACUGCACUUCUCUUGAACAGGUUCCAUCAAAUUUCCACACACACACACACACAUUCUAACACCUGAGUAAUGUGAACUGACUAUGAGAACAUAUUAGUUUUCUCAGUAUAUUGGGUGACAGCAUUUUGUGUAACAGUAUUUUGUAACACGUUCCUCUCUUGUUUCCCUGAGUGGCUUAAAUGACUAGUUGUUCACACACACAUUGUGUAAUCACACACACACACUCUGUAAACACCGGGUACAUCAUGCUGUGGCUUAACUCUUAUCACACAGUAACCACUAAUACACUGUCAUUAUUUGUAAAUAAAGGGAUUUCAACUUUUUAUCUAA